AUGGCAAUAUUAAAUGACACGACGGAGACAACCGAUCUCGGGCUACCGUUGGUGGAGCGAAAAACUCCGGCGGACGUGGGACUCGAGACUGUGUUAACCGAGAGUAACAUUCCGUACCGGAGCCGCUUAUACUUAGGCGCGUGCAUAGAGAUGAAACUACUUUUCCGGUUAGCACUUCCGGCAAUACUUGUCUAUUUAGUCAACAGCGGAAUGAACAUCUCUGCUCGUAUCUUCGCCGGGCAUCUCGGCAGUCAAGAACUCGCCGCCGCGUCCAUCGGAAACAGCUGCUUCAGUCUCGUCUACGGCCUCAUGUUGGGUAUGGGAAGUGCAGUAGAGACACUAUGUGGACAAGCCUAUGGAGCCCAUCGCUAUGAUAUGCUUGGUGUCUAUCUCCAAAGAGCAACGAUUGUCCUCGCUCUUGUGGGUUUGCCCAUGACAAUACUAUACACAUUCUCAUAUCCGAUUCUACUCCUAUUAGGGGAGCCCAAAAUGGUAUCGUGCAUGGGUUCCUUGUACAUCGCCGGACUCAUCCCUCAGAUAUUCGCUUAUGCUGUCAACUUCACGGCCCAAAAAUUCCUCCAGGCCCAAAGCGUGGUGGUCCCUAGCGCGUACAUCUCCACCGCCGCCCUCCUCCUCCAGAUAUCGCUGACGUGGAUCACCGUUUACGUAAUGGGUCUGGGUCUUAUGGGAAUCGCUUAUGUUCUGACUAUCUCAUGGUGGGUCAUAGUUGUGGCACAGACUGUAUAUAUUACAAAUAGCCCGAGGUUUAGACACACGUGGACUGGUCUAAGUUGGAGAUCGGUCCAAGGUCUUUGGAGCUUCUUUAAACUCUCUGCUGGCUCAGCUGUUAUGAUCUGUCUGGAAAUGUGGUAUUCUCAAAUUCUAGUUCUUCUUGCCGGUUUGCUUAGAGAUCCUGCUCUCUCUCUAGAUUCUCUUUCCAUCUGUAUGUCGAUUUCCGCAUUAUCCUUCAUGGUCUCCGUCGGCUUCAAUGCAGCUGUAAGUGUACGGACAAGUAAUGAGCUCGGAGCAGGAAAUGCAAAAGCGGCAUUGUUCUCUACAUGGACGGCGACUUCUGUUUCCUUCGUGAUCUCCGUCGCAGAGGCACUAGCCAUGAUUGCGUCACGUGAUCACAUCAGCUACAUUUUCACGGCAGACGCUGACGUAGCUAAAGCUGUCUCUGAUCUUUGUCCUUUUCUCGCCGUCACAAUCAUACUCAACGGAAUCCAACCCGUCUUGUCCGGAGUGGCGGUGGGAUGUGGAUGGCAGACGUACGUGGCAUAUGUGAAUGUUGGUUGUUACUACAUCGUUGGUAUUCCCAUUGGUUGUAUUCUCGGCUUCACUUUCGAUUUUCAAGCCAAGGGAAUAUGGACGGGGAUGAUUGGAGGUACCCUCAUGCAAACCCUCAUCUUACUUUACGUCACGUAUCGAACAGAUUGGGAUAAAGAGGUGGAAAAAGCGAGAAAGCGAUUGGAUAUGUGGGAUGAUAAGAAGAAGUCACUUCAAAAAUAA
Microthlaspi erraticum is the source of this 1509-nucleotide messenger RNA. The record is from the annotation of a GenBank genome assembly. Lineage: Eukaryota; Viridiplantae; Streptophyta; Magnoliopsida; Brassicales; Brassicaceae.